UUUCGAGGCUAUAUUUAUGCAGAUACCAAUAUGGCGGGCAACGAAGUUCCGUUCACUGGUUCUUUGACAACACAAGGGAAUAUGCAGCAAACUCUUCCUCUUCAGAAUGUCCCAAAGGCAGAUGUGUCCGACAAACAAACACUUUUAGCAGUUUUACAGUUUUUAAAGAAAAAUAAUUUGAAGGGGACAGAAGAAUUGUUGAAAAGAGAAGCAUCUAUUAAAGAUGAUGAUGUCCGUCCACAAGCAACUUCUCAAUCGGAAACCGAUGUUUCACAUGCUUUGGCAGCUUACAAAAGUGCAGAUGACCCAAGUCUGUUCGCAGACUAUUAUACUGAUCUCAAAACUUUUAUAGAGUCUUGCUUGGAUGCCCACAAGGUUGAGCUUUCCAUGAUACUCUAUCCAGUAUUUAUACACAUGUACCUUGAGAUGGUCUACAAUGAACAUGAAUCUUAUGCUAUUUUGUUUUUCCGGAGAUUUUCUAACGAACAAGAAGAUUUUUACCAGGAUGAUUUAAGAAAGUUAUCAACUGUCACGAAAAAAGAACACAUGAAAGGAAAUGAGCUAAUGGAGAGUUUCAAAGCCAGUAAAUUUGUGAUCAAGAUGUCUCGAGAUUCUUACAACCAUCUGAAACGUUAUCUACAAGAGAACAAGAUGAAGCCAUUGUUAACCAUCAUACAAGAACACUUAUUUAUUGACGUAUUUGAUGGAGUACCAAGAACAAAGCAACAGAUUGAUGCCACAAGUGGAGCCCUACUAGGAGAGAGUGAAAGAGAUGCCAACAAAGUGAAGGUGUUUUAUGGUCUGUUGAAGGAACCUGACAUUAAUAUGCCAAUAGAUGAUGAAGAUGAGGCUACAGAAGGAGAUGACAAACCAAAGAAAAAGAAACCGAAGAAGGACCCUCUUAUGAUGAAGAAAUCCAAGAACGAUCCCCAUGCACCUGCACUCACCAGAAUUCCUCUUCCUGAACUGAAAGACCAGGACAAAAUGGAGAAGAUUAUGGCCUACAGAGAGGCUCUAAAGAGAGUGAAGGUUGGCAGGGACAAUUUGCCAACAAUAUGCUUCUACACGCUUCUCAACUCAUACCAAGGGGUAACAACUGUUGACAUGUCAGAAGACUCCAGCUUAAUGUGUGCAGGCUUUGCAGACUCUACCAUUCGUGUGUUCACUACAUCCAGCCAGAAACUGAGAAGCAUGAAGACCAUUGCUGAACUGGACAGUAUAGAUAAGGAUGCAGAUGAUGUUCUAGAGAGGAUGAUGGAUGACAGAUCGUCCACAGACUGUAAGCUCCUAACGGGUCACAGCGGCCCAGUGUAUGCUGCUAGAUUCAGUAAAGACAGGAAGUACCUCGUUUCCUGUUCAGAGGAUGGCACAGUGAGGCUAUGGAGCUUGUUGACGUGGACAAACUUGGUCUGUUACAAAGGACACAACCAUCCAGUGUGGGAUGUGGAAUUUAGUCCAUAUGGUCACUACUUCGUGUCAGUUGGUCAUGACAGGACGGCCAGACUGUGGGCCACAGACCAUCAUGUACCUAUCAGGAUAUUUUCUGGACAUCUGUCAGACAUGGAUUGUGUGAAGUUUCAUCCCAAUUCUAACUAUAUAGCUACAGGAUCGAACGACCGUGUUGUAAGGCUGUGGGACAUCUUAAAUGGGAACUGUGUCAGGGUCUUCACAGGUCAUAAGGGAUCAGUACAUGCUCUUUGUUUUUCUCCAGAUGGAAGGUUUUUAGCUUCUUCAGGUGUAGACAGUAUUGUACUGCUGUGGGACAUUGCCACGGGGGGACUUCUGGCUCAGAUGAAGGGCCACACAGAGACUGUAUACAGUUUGUGUUUCAGCAGAGAUGGAGCUGUGCUAGCCUCAGGUGGUUUGGAUAACAGUGUUAAACUGUGGGAUGUCAUCAAAGUAUUGCAAGAAGUGGAUACUGAAGCAGACACCAGCAUACCAAGUUCUGUACAUGUAAAUGACAGCCCAGGACUUCUGAUUGGUUCCUGGGCAACCAAGGCCACCCCUGUACUCUGUGUUCACUUCACUCGCAAGAACCUCAUGAUAGCCAGUGGCCCAGCAGCAAUUAUGGAGGAUAGGUCUCCUCACAAAACUUGAAAUCCUUCCAAAAAUGAGGACAAUGUUUGAUUAUUUUAACAUCAAAAGAACAUCUCAAAUGAUGUAAAAUGGAUUCGGACGUCUGGAAUCAAGUCUUUGUGCAUCAUCAGCAAUUUGCUUGAAAUAUUUCUAGCUGUUGCAGUGUUGGGACAAGUAUGGAUGUCUUGCAGAGAAACGGAAGUAUUGUGCUGCAAUUAUACAAAACUUCUGAAUGAAUUUAUAUGGAACUUUACAGCAACAUCAUUCCAUGUACAUGUACUGUGUUGCAGCAUAGACACAGUGAAAAACAUUGAUAUAGUGUUAGAAUUAUUAUGUCAGUUACAUGCAUAUAUGCAGUUUCUCAGAUGUUACUGGCAAAUGAAAUGUCUUUGUUUUUGAAAAUAAAUAUGCGGAGAAAACUC
Messenger RNA from Ostrea edulis (European flat oyster), 2498 nucleotides. Its product is annotated as transcription initiation factor TFIID subunit 5-like. Gene Ontology annotation, cellular component: transcription factor TFIID complex. Gene Ontology annotation, biological process: transcription initiation at RNA polymerase II promoter. The record is from RefSeq and is a predicted model, not a curated record. Lineage: Eukaryota; Metazoa; Mollusca; Bivalvia; Ostreida; Ostreidae. Gene Ontology annotation, molecular function: RNA polymerase II general transcription initiation factor activity; protein binding. The transcript is spliced from 19 exons. The coding region runs from base 31 to 2097 and encodes 688 amino acids.